UCAAGGAAAUGAACUUUUAUCACUUUUCAAAUGAUAGACGUAUUUUUCAGGCAUACUCCCGUCUCAGACACAUUUGUUAUACAGACAUAACUUGUGAAGGAUGUGUACAACGAAACACUUGUAAAAAAACUUCACGAAGAAUGCUCAACUGCGAAGAGAUUUCACAAAUCAUUGAUUGAUUGAUUGAUUGUUGCAUUAUACGUAGUAGCAAAAACGAGGAAGCUGAUUCUUCAAGCAACCGACAGAAGAGUAGAAGAAUGCAGAUCAAAUGAACGGAACAGUACCCACCUGAAGAGAUCCGAUAGAUGUCGGGUGGAGGUGCUGCACCCGCCACCCCUGCCGUUCCUCCGCCAACACUGGGCGGUCAUUCUCGGUGCGGGUGGGUUCUGGGCCCAUCGCUGGACAAGAUCAUCAAGAACGUCGCGUGGAGGAAGCACUCUCAGCUGGUCGCUGCCUGCAAGUCCGCUCUCGACAAGCUCGAUUCUAUAGUCGAUGACCCCGUCGAUCCCGCUUCAUGCUCCCCUCUCUAUGGCCUCUCUUCACCUGACGCUGAAUUCGUCUUGCAGCCCAUCAUCCUCGCCCUCGACUCUGCUUCCCCGAAGGUGGUGGAGCCAGCUCUCGACUGCACAUUCCGAUUGUUUUCUUUCGGCCUCAUCCGGGGCGAGAUCGAGGUUGGAACCCCCCCUCCCAUCAUAUUUCGCUUGAUUGAUUCCGUCUGCAAGUGUGGCGCUCUAGAUGAAGAGGCUAUCGAGCUCGGCCUUCUUCGCGUCCUCCUAUCUGCUGUCCGGUCACCCUACGUCAUUCUCCGGGGAGAUUGCCUUGUGCACAUUGUCAGGUCUUGUUAUAAUGUGUAUCUAGGUGGCUUGAACGGCACCAAUCAGAUCUGCGCUAAGUCCGUUCUAGCUCAAAUGAUGGUCAUAGUUUUCACUAGGGUCGAGGAGAACUCCGUGAACAUCAACUUCAAGACUGUUUCUGUUGCUGAUCUAUUGGAGUUCACUGAUAGAAGUUUGAAUGAGGGCAGUUCCAUUCAAUUUGCUCAAGAUUUUAUCAAUGAGAUUGUGGACACCAAAGCUAAGGAAGUGCUUCCUGAUUCCAAACUGUCCUUGCUAUUGGAGAAUGGAAACAUUCAAAGGGCAAGUGAGACAGUUGAUGAGGAAUCAAGUGAGGGGGUUGAGAUGGACAGCAAUAGCAAGAUCCGAGAGGAUGGCUUUAUGCUUUUCAAGAAUUUAUGCAAAUUGUCCAUGAAGUUUUCGUCACCAGAGCACACUGAUGAUCAAAUCCUGUUAAGAGGGAAAAUACUUUCAUUGGAGCUCCUCAAGGUUGUCAUGGAUAAUGCAGGCCCAGCCUGGCUCUCCAACGAGAGGUUUCUAAAUGCUAUCAAACAGUUUCUAUGCUUAUCAUUGUUGAAGAACAGCGCACUGUCUGUCAUGACCAUUUUUCAACUUCUUUGCUCAAUCUUCGAGAAUCUAUUAUCAAAAUAUAGGUCUGGGCUGAAAUCAGAAAUUGGAAUCUUCUUUCCUAUGCUGAUCCUACGUGUGCUAGAGAAUGUGCUUCAGCCUAGUUUCUUACAGAAGAUGACUGUUCUGUUCCUACUAGAUAAGGUUUCCCAAGAUCCUCAAGUUAUAAUUGAUAUUUUCGUCAACUAUGACUGUGAUGUUGAUGCUCCAAACAUAUUUGAAAGUCUGGUGGAGUGCAUGGUGCAAUGAUGUAGACCCUACCUCCGCCAGUCACCACGAGGCAGCAUUAGUACCAAAGUGGAGGAAAAGAAUUUGGACAAUAUGACGCUCUGUGUUGCCUAUAUCACUAUAUAUGGGGAAAAACCAUUCUAUUGGAUGCAUUAUAUGACAGAGUUGUUAGGUUGUACAAUGGCCACUGUAGUUACUGGAACAUGAAUGCCUCUUCCAUUUACUCAACUGUAAUAGGAACUAGUUCUGAUGAAAUGUGUGUGUGUGUAUGUAGUCGCUGGGACAAUUGAUUUUGGCUCCUAUUGAACCGGGUGUUGUAGCUGUUCAGAACUGCAACCCAACUAUGCAGUCAGAUUUUAGAAGCCAUUUUUAUAUAUGCCUCAGGGUUUCAGCCCUGAAAUAAUAUUAUUUUUAUUUUUUAAGAAGUUUCAAUUGCCUAAUUCACAGGAUUUGAAUUUUUGUCUCACCCUGGAAUCCUGGAUAAGUGGAUUCUUCCCUUUGACCUGUCUCUGUUUUCUUGGUUGAUAUCGAUUUUUACAAAUAAAAGCACCUAAUGUAACCAUACUCUCUACUUCCUUUCCUCCACUUUGGUAAUAAUGCUGCCUUGUCGUGACUGGUGGAUGCGGCAGUCUCCACCAUAGCACCUUUGCUCGUGCACAUGUUUAGCUAAUGGCAACUAAUGACUGAUGACUUUCAUCUGUAAGCAUUACGGGCCUUAUAGUAAAAGAUAAAACACAGUUUGUAACUCGACAUUACCCAGACUUUUGCCAAACAUGAACUCAUUCAGCAGUGCUUGCUGAAUUGGUUGGUAUUGAAAAAAGCAGCACAUAAGGUACUUUUUCGGACGAAGUUACUGAAUUAAUGACACUUAUCACCUUUGCUCUUAAAUACUUCAUUUAUAUCUUCUUUCUUAAUUUGUACUCCCUUCGUAUUUAAAAGUUUGCUACACUUUCCUAUUUGGAAUGUAUUUAAAAGUUUGCUACAUUUUCCCUUUUUGGUAGGGUUUUUCUUUAAAAGAUCCAAUUACCCUUACUUUUUCUACUUUUUUAUCUUCUCUUUCCUACGUUUUCACCUUCUCUCUUACUUUUUCUACACUAUUCAUUACCUCUACUAUUUCCCCCUUAAACAUGCAUGCAGAACUGUCAACGGCCUUCUCAAAACUGCAUUGGGUCCACCUCCUGGUUCGACUACCACUUUAUCCCCAGCCCAAGAUUUGACAUUUCGGAGUGAAUCAGUGAAAUGCUUAGUCAGAAUAAUAAACUCCAUGGGCACGUGGAUGGACCACCAACUGAAAUUAGGAGAGUCCAAUCCAGUGAAGCUUUCUGGUUAUGACAGUGCAAUUGAAAACAUUACUGCACCCAGUGAAGAGGGAAGUCUGGCUGACCAUGAUCUGCACUUAGAGGAGAGUUCUGAAAUCUCUAAUGCAAUUACCUUGGAGCAGAGGCGAGCUUAUAAACUGGAAAUACAGAAAGGGGUAUCUCUGUUCAACAGAAAACCUUCAAAAGGGGUAGACUUCCUAAUGAGUACAAAAAAGGUUGGCAAUUCCCCUGAAGAAGUAGCUUCUUUCCUGAAGAACACUUCUGGACUAAAUGCUACUAUGAUUGGUGAUUAUUUAGGAGAAAGGGAUGAAUUGCCCUUGAAGGUUAUGCAUGCAUAUGUUGAUUCAUUUAACUUUGAACAAAUGAACUUUGGUGAAGCAAUCAGAUAUUUCCUACGAGGUUUUAGACUUCCGGGUGAAGCUCAGAAAAUUGACCGUAUAAUGGAAAAAUUUGCUGAGCGCUACUGUAAAUGUAAUCCAAAUUCUUUCACAAGUGCUGAAACGGCUUAUGUCCUUGCUUAUUCAGUGAUAAUGCUCAACACCGAUGCCCACAAUAACAUGGUGAAGGAUAAGGAUAAUGCUGGGCUUGUUUCUGACUUCUUGCCUCUACUGGUUUUGCCUUCUAGAUGACCAAAGCUGAUUUCAUCAGGAAUAAUCGAGGAAUUGACAAUGGAAAAGACUUACCUGAAGAUACCUUGGGUGAUCUCUAUGACCAAAUUGUGAAAAAUGAAAUAAAGAUGAAUGCGGAUUCUACUGCACAACAAAGCAAGCAGGGGAGCAGCCUGAAUAAACUUUUGGGCUUCGAAGGUAUACUAAAUCUAGUGUGGAAGCAGACUGAAGAAAAGCCAUUGGGCACAAAUGGAGAUCUUAUAAGGCAUAUUCAAGAGCAGUUCAAAGCUAAAUCUGCUAAAUCAGAGUCUGUUUUUUAUACUGUUUCCAAUCCAGCAAUACUGAAGUUUAUGGUUGAAGUUUGCUGGGGUCCUAUGCUUGCUGCAUUUAGUGUAACACUAGACCAGAGUGAUGACAAGACUGCAACCUCUCUGUGCUUGAAAGGCUUCCGAUUUGCAGUCCACGUUACAUCAAUUAUGGGUAUGCAGACACAGAGAGAUGCUUUUGUCACCACCGUUGCUAAAUUUACUUAUCUCCAUUGUGCUGCAGAUAUGAAACAAAAGAAUGUUGACACUGUGAAAGCAAUAAUAUCCAUUGCCAUUGAAGAUGGAAAUUUUCUUCAAGAAGCUUGGGAGCAUAUUUUAACAUGUCUAUCCAGAUUUGAGCAUUUGCAACUGUUGGGGGAGGGUGCACCAUCUGAUGCAUCCUUUCUUACAACCACAACUGCUGAAACUGAAGAGAAAGCUUUGAAGUCGGUGGGCUUUCCUUCUUUGAAGAGAAAAGGAACUCUACAGAAUCCAGCUGUUGCUGCUGUUGUUCGGGGAGGCUCAUAUGAUAGUACUACAAGUGGAGUUAAAUCUCCAGUCUUGGUUUCUCCAGAGCAAAUGAACAACUUCAUUUCAAACUUGAAUCUACUUGAUCAGAUUGGGAGUUUUGAACUUAACCACAUCUUUGCUCACAGCCAAAGAUUAAACAGUGAAGCAAUAGUGUCUUUUGUUAGAGCUCUUUGCAAAGUUUCUAUGUCAGAGUUACAAUCUCCAACAGAUCCUCGUGUAUUUAGUCUUACAAAGAUUGUUGAAGUUGCGCACUAUAAUAUGAACCGUAUUAGAUUAGUAUGGUCUUGCAUAUGGAGCGUCCUUUCCGAUUUCUUCGUUUCUGUUGGACUAUCAGAAAAUCUUUCUGUUGCAAUAUUUGUCAUGGACUCACUGCGGCAACUUGCUAUGAAAUUCCUUGAACGAGAAGAGCUGGCAAACUACAAUUUUCAAAAUGAAUUUUUGAGACCGUUUGUGACUGUUAUGCAAAAAAGCAGCUCGUCUGAAAUCAGGGAAUUAAUUGUUCGGUGUAUCUCUCAAAUGGUCCUUAGUCGUGUCAACAAUGUAAAAUCUGGAUGGAAGAGUGUUUUUAUGGUUUUUGCUGCGGCUGCGGCUGAUGAAAGGAAGAACAUAGUCUUACUGGCUUUUGAAACCAUGGAAAAGAUUGUACGAGAAUAUUUUCCAUACAUAACUGAGACCGAAACUGUAACUUUCACCGAUUGUGUUAGAUGCCUCAUUGCAUUCACAAAUAGUAGAUUUAACAGUGAUGUUAGCCUCAACGCAAUUGCAUUUCUCCGUUUCUGUGCUGUCAAACUUGCAGACGGAGGACUUGUUUCUAAUGAGAUGAGUGAAGAAAAGGAUAAGUCUAUCCACGCAGCAAAUGACAAUACUUCAGAUGUAAAAUGCUUCACAAAUGAAGAUGAUAACAUGUAUUUCUGGCACCCUCUGCUCACAGGAUUAUCAGGCCUAACUUCAGAUCCUCGGUCAGCUAUCAGGAAGAGUGCUCUUGAGGUUCUCUUUAAUAUUUUAAAAGACCAUGGCCAUCUCUUCUCUCACUCAUUUUGGGUUAAAGUUUUCAAUUCUGUCAUCUUCCCGAUAUUUAGUUCUGCACAUGAUAAAACUGAAGCAGACUUAAAAGAUCAUCAGUUUUCCCCAAGAGCUAGAUCUUCACAACUUGAUGGACAACUGUGGGACUCCGAGACUUCUGCUGUGGCAGCUCGAUGCCUAGCUGAUCUGUUCAUUAGUUUCUUUGAUUUGGGUAGGUCUCAGCUGCCUGGCAUAGUGUCGAUACUAGUGGGUUUCAUAAGAAGUCCUGGUCAGGGUCCUGCAAGCACUGGUGUAUCUUCACUAAUGCAUUUGGCUGGUGAAUUGAGACACAGACUUUCAGAAGAGGAGUGGCAAGAGAUCUUUCUUGCUUUGCAAGAUGCUGCUGCUUCUUGCGUGCCCAAUUUCUUAAAGCUUCUACAAACCAUGGACAGCUUUGAUAUGCCUGAUGGUAGCGUGUCCAAUAAUUAUGUGGAAACAUCAUAUGAAGUUGGGUCGAUGAAUGACGCUGAGGGUGACAACCUGCAAAUGGUUGGGUAUGUUGUUUCAAGAGUGAAGGGUCAUAUAGGAACACAACUACUCAUCGUACAGGUAGCUACUGAUCUUUGUAAGUUGCAUCAGCAGUCACUAAGUGCUAAGACUGUAACGAUCCUUCUUGGGAUCUAUUCAUCUAUUACUUCUCAUGCUCACCAGUUAAAUUCUGAUGGAGUCCUUAAAGUGAAGCUGAAGAGAGCCUGCUCAAUGCUCGAGAUCACAGAACCACCAUUAUUGCACUUUGAAAAUGAAUCGUACCAGAAUUACAUCAACUUUUUGCAUGAUUUGCUUGUUAGUGAUCCAAUAUUGGGAAAAGAGAAGGAUCUAGAACCUGAACUUGUGUCUAUAUGCGAGAGAGUCCUGCGUGUAUACUUGGGUUGUGCCGGUGUACACCAGCAACAACCAGUCGUCAACAAGCAGCAGCAGCUGAAGCUGCACUGGAUUCUUCCCCUAGGCUCAGCCAGGAAGGAAGAACUAGCUGCCAGGACUCCCUUAGUUCUUUCUGUAUUACAUAUAUUGAGUGCUUUUGAAGGUGAGAGUUUCAAAAAGUAUGCAUCACAGCUGUUUCCGUUACUGGUUGAUCUUGUCCGGAGUGAGCAUAGUUCUGGAGAAGUUCAGCAACUUCUAAGUGGCGUCUUCCGGUCAUGCAUAGGCCCAUUAAUAGUGAAGAUGUGAAAUUUUCAUUUUUGUAAAUUAUUAUCACUUAGCCUGAGGGUGAGGAACAUCUUUAUAUAGAAUACUGAAGUUUUGUUUAUUGAUGUUAGGCCUCAUAAUCUUGCUAUCUAUUUACCAAAAAGAAAAUAACAAUCACUUCUCAGUUCUCAGAAUAAUCUUGCUAUCUAUUUACCAAAAAGAAAAUAACAAUCACUU
Molecule: messenger RNA, 6872 nt
Organism: Cuscuta epithymum
Lineage: Eukaryota; Viridiplantae; Streptophyta; Magnoliopsida; Solanales; Convolvulaceae
Source: the annotation of a GenBank genome assembly